Messenger RNA from Melitaea cinxia (Glanville fritillary), 1527 nucleotides. Its product is annotated as probable RNA-binding protein 46. The transcript has 4 exons. Lineage: Eukaryota; Metazoa; Arthropoda; Insecta; Lepidoptera; Nymphalidae. The record is from RefSeq and is a predicted model, not a curated record. Gene Ontology annotation, molecular function: mRNA binding. The coding region runs from base 1 to 1527 and encodes 508 amino acids. Gene Ontology annotation, cellular component: nucleus.
AUGGUUGACCAGAGCAACCAAUUGACUUACAAGUUAUUGGAGCUGAUACAGAAGACGGGGUAUCCAAUUGUUCAACAAAAUGGACAAAGAAGGUUCGGACCGCCGCCAGACUGGAUAGGUCCACCACCUCCAAAGGGAUGCGAAGUUUUCAUCGGGAAACUACCACGCGACAUCUUCGAAGACGAGCUCGUACCCUUAUUUUCCCAUGUCGGAAAAUUAUACGAAUUGCGUCUCAUGAUGGAUUUCUCGGGCUCUAAUCGUGGUUACGCUUUCGUCACCUAUGCCACAAGGGCUGACGCUGCAGCUGCGGUCAGGCAACUCAAUGGCUACGAAAUCAGACCACGCAGGCAAAUUGGAGUGGUGAAAUCUGUUGACAAUUGCCGACUCUUCGUCGGCAAUAUACCGAAGACCAAGACUAAGGAGGAAGUAAUGGAGGAACUCUCAAAACGCGUUACUGGAAUCGUGGAUGUGAUCUUGUACAAAAAUAGUUUUGACCGCAAGCUCAAUCGAGGGUUUGCGUUUAUUGAGUUCACUUCGCACAGAGCGGCGGCGAUGGCUCGAAGAGCUUUGGUACCGGGCUGCGUUAAGCUGUGGGAUCAAGAGGUAAUGGUGGACUGGGCGGAACCAGAACCCGACAUUGACGAUGAACAAAUGAAAAAGGUGAAAGUGCUUUACGUACGUAAUUUUGAAAUUCGGACAACACCUGACACUAUACAGAAAGUAUUUGAAAAUGCGGUAAAUCACAAAGUUGAACGUGUAAAAAAAAUUUAUGACUAUGCGUUUAUACAUUUUUAUGAAAGAGAACAUGCUGAGCUUGCUAUGGCUAAGUUGCAAAAUGCUGACAUUGAUGGUAGUAACAUUGAAAUUCGCUGGGCUAAACCUGUUGACCGUGAUCUUUAUCGGAUACAAAAAUUAAGUAGAGGCAAUGCGAAGUUUAAUAACAGUUUGGACUUGACUCAAACAUUGUUGCUUUAUAAACAGCAUCUAGAAAAAAAAGAGUAUGCAAACAGUCCGAAGGACGAAGGCAUCGGAUCGGCUUGUGCUGGAGAGAGUCCUUGCUACUCCCCUUCUGACCUUAAGUCUCCUGCUUAUUCUUAUGCUAUGCCACAAGUUAACUACACAUUGGCUCCAGCUAAGCUUGAAGCUAUGUGUAAGAGAUACAUGUGGCCAACACCGAUUUACCAGUACAUGAAGUACGAUGACCCUACUGGUGCAGAAUUAUGGGUAUGUAGCGUGGAGCUACCACAAGUCGGACUUCCACUGUUGAGUGUACCUCGAAGGAUUGGCCCUUUUUCUACUAGAGCUUGCUUCUCUAACCAACAAGCUCAUGUAGAAGCUGCUGAAAUAGCUCUUCAGACACUCAAGAUGAUGAGGGUUGACCUUAUUGAACAAUCAGCUCCUCCACAGCCAGUGUACCCCAGCAUGCAACCCAUGCAAACCUGUGUGAGACUGCCUUAUGAUUAUACACAAAUUUACCCUCAAACUCAACCUGUUAUACCAGUACCAACUCUUUGGCGUACACUUUAA